AUAAAUUUAAACAAGGUUUACGCGUUAAGCUCACAUCGGCUAUAACAAAACUGCAUUUCCUGUGUCGCGAUGUGGGAGCUUGGAUUCGCUCUCAGUACGCUGGUUGCUGCACUUUUUGGUCUUGAUGGCGUUGAAGCUGCUACGACAAGUGUUGUUCCGGUCCAUUGGUGCCCUUCGCGUCUUUCUGCUUGUUUGUCUGAAGGCGAGACAAGAAACUGUUUCCGUGAUAAAUUAGGGUUCUCUGACUAUGAUGAAGUAGUCUUGUUGGAAGACGAUGAACAGAGCACGUCUAUUGACGAUCAGUUUAAAGAAUUGAAAGCAUGGUUGUACGAACGGAUACCCACAACUGAAUCCGUCGUGCUUUGGAACAGUUCUGAUCCCAGUUUUACUCAGUCAAGUGUUCAAUGGGCCCCUUGUAUGAAGGAUUCGCAGGCGAAGAUGCGGUAUAAGCGCAGCACCGAAGUUGAGCGGGCGUACAAAACGGUUGAUAUCAAAGAACUAUCUGGGGAGCUUUUCUACAACUAUCGGCAGCAUGGAUUCGUUCUCUUUACGGACUCUCCUAAACGCUGUGGUAGUUGCAAAGGCUUUUUGGAGGAAGAAGACUCUGUGUGGAAUGUUGUCACAAAUGAGUAUAAGGGAAAGGUUCCUUUCUUUCACUUCGACUGUUCACACAAUAGUGACGUUUGUAAAGCUUUAGAAAUCGAGCGCACUCCUAGUGUGUACUACUUUCAUCAAACAGGUGAAAAGACGAAUGUCCCCCUUCACGCUUCUGGAAGCACAUUAAAAACGUUCGUCGAGGCCGCAGGCCUUACGAAUCAAUUAGACGGUACUGUGUUCCCUGAACAUGAUGUAGGAAUUGAGGGCGUUGAGCUGCUGGAGGAGACGGGUGAGCCUUUCUUCCUGUAUCUGCAUGACUUUUCAUCCAUGGCGGAAGAUUUCAACGCACUUAGAGUGCUUUACCGUUCUUUGCUUGGUUAUGCAGAGCUGUAUGGAACGGAUAAUAAGCUUGUCAUGGAACGCUACAACAUCACAACGCUGCCUCGAUUAAUUGCCGUUCGCGGUGGACUUCCAUUUGUGUAUCCCGGCCGAAUGGUACCGGAUAUGCACGAUACGUAUAAAAUUGUCAGUUGGGCAAGAGAGCAAAAACUGCCUCUCGCACCUCAAGUACAUCCACAGAUGACUUAUCCGUUGCGCGAUCGUACAUACCUGGCCAUCGCUUGUGUUGAUCCAUCAUCUACCACGAGCAUGAUACGGGAUGUUGCAAAGGUUAAUGAGGUUGCUCGCGCAUGGAACAUUCGUCUCCGUGCGAUUGAACGCGAACAGCUGCUUGAGGGCCGUCGUAAGUGGCAUGCUUAUGUAGACAACUUGAAGGCAAAGGGUUACGAUAACGUGCCCUUCCUUGCUUCCCGACACAAGAUACCUCUUCCUGAAAACAAGCAGGUAAGCUUUGUGUGGGUGAACGCGGUAUCUUGGCGGAAAUGGCUUACCAGAAUUUUGGGUCAUGACAACGUUCCAUCUAAUCAAUUCAUAAUUUUGGAUCCUCUUCGUGUCCAGUACUGGGACACUUCUGUCGAUGAAAAGCCCUUAACGUUUGGUGAUUCUGAUGCCGUUAUUGACACAGUGUUGCGGGCAUUGUCCUUAAGCAAUGGACAAAUGCCCAAGACAAAGUACACCAUGUCGAAAACACGCGCCUUCUUCCUUCAGAUGCUAUCAACAUUUGCUAAAUAUGGCUCAGUGAUCUGGAUUGUUGGAAUUGUGGUGAGUCUUUUACUCAGUCUUCGUUCGUUGGUUUGGAUCCUGGUCUUUUCAGUUACCUUUUUACGUUCCUUUUACGCGAAAUAUAUCACAAAGCAAACAUUCAAGCAGCAGUAAACUGUCAAUUGAUGUCCCUAGUGCUUCUACUUGUCAUCUGUUGUAAAAUACACACUCCAUUAAAACCCAUGAAUUUAUCUCUUUUUUGUGACGGAGCAAACAGAACAAUACACAAGAAUGUAUGAAAGCAAGAGUGUCCGGUCUGUUUUUACGACUACAUUUUAUUUGCAGCAUCUUUCAUGCUGUCGUCUACGGCAAUUACUACUGCGAGUCAUUCCGACUGCCAGUUGUUAUACUGGGAUACCACCAGGUUCAAUUUACACCAACAUUUUAUUAGGUCAUUUACUUACUUAGUCUGUCUUAUAAUU
Molecule: messenger RNA, 2180 nt
Organism: Schizosaccharomyces japonicus yFS275
Lineage: Eukaryota; Fungi; Ascomycota; Schizosaccharomycetes; Schizosaccharomycetales; Schizosaccharomycetaceae
Product: protein disulfide isomerase
Exons: 1
Coding region: 70-1872 (600 amino acids)
Cellular component (GO): membrane
Source: RefSeq, a predicted model, not a curated record